AUUGAUUUUAGGGGUGGGCAUCCAAGUGACGCGGCAAGGGUAUUGGAGAGAAAAAGGCAGUCCACUGAGAAAUAUUCACUUGUUACUUAGUGAAAAAGGAAAAAAAAAAAUCCUCAAUUCAUUGAUCGAUCAUCAUUUCAUCAAAAACCCAUGACUAGAAUUUAAUCCAAUUCGAUUUCCCUUCUAUACAAACCCAUUCCCCAUACUCUUGUAUCUCUUCUUGUUUUGUGUCUAUGAUCGGUGUAUAGAUACUGGGAAUAAUAGAUGAUGAAUGGGAGUAGGCCAACGGUGCAUCCGGUGGAGGCACCGCCGUUGAACGAUGGGCCUCUGAACAGGCCGAGAAUGAGUAUGAAGGACGUCCAAGGCAUGCCAGGGACUCACGGUGGCCUCGCGCUUCGUCUUCUUCAGUUCUUGUUCGGUCUUGUCUCUGUCUGCGUCAUGGCCACCACCAGUGACUUCCGCUCUGUCACAGCUUUUUGCUACCUGGUCAUUGCUGUUAGCUUGCAAAUAUCAUGGAGCUUGUCCUUGGCUAUUGUGGAUGCUUAUGCUCUUUUGGUGAGAAGAAGUCUCAGGAAACGAGUAAUUGUUCGACUUUUUGCCAUUGGUGAUGGGAUUACAUCAACCCUUAUAUUUGCAGCGGCCAGUGCAUCUGCUGGUAUCACAGUCCUAAUUGGCAAUGAUCUCGAUAAGUGUUCUAUGAACCACUGCUCUAGGUUUGAAGCUGCUACAGCCAUGGCUUUUAUCAGCUGGUUUGCCAUGACACCGUCCUUUCUCAUGAAUUUCUGGUCAUUGGCUUCCCAUUGAGAAUUGGUUAGAUGGAAUCUUUAGUCUCAGGCGACUAUAUUUUAUUUAACUAUUUUUCUCUAUGGUGUGCCAUGGAGAUUUGAUUGCAACUACUUUGUAGAUGGAUAAAUUUUGUUACAGUUUGGUUAGGGGAGUUUCAUUUUUGAGAUCAGAAAUUAAAGUUUGGUUUUUCUAAUUGCCAGAAAUAUGUAGAAUCUGGUUAGUUAGAAAUUACCAUGACUUGAAGCAUUUAGGAGAAUACAAAUCCUAGUGCUUUUUGCAUAAGCCUUGCCAGUCGACCGUGUCUUUGAGAAGCUUGUGCCAUCUGAACACAAUUUACAUGCAUUAUACAAAGUAGGAAUUCCAGGGUUAAUCGGUGGGUUUACGGUUGCAUAAUAAAUUCUAUGAUGCAAUUCUGUUAUUAGUUACAGUUUCAUGAUAAUUGACGCUGAAUUGUAUACAGUUAUAUGUUUUAUAAUUUUUCAUGGUCAGUUGUAAA
Messenger RNA from Hevea brasiliensis (rubber tree), 1282 nucleotides. RefSeq names its product CASP-like protein 5A1. NCBI's taxonomy places the organism in Eukaryota, Viridiplantae, Streptophyta, Magnoliopsida, Malpighiales, Euphorbiaceae. Bases 265 to 804 code for a protein of 179 amino acids. The record is from RefSeq and is a predicted model, not a curated record. Gene Ontology annotation, cellular component: membrane. The transcript has 3 exons.